ACCAACAAUGUAGCUUACAUAGAGCCUUUGAGAUUUGAAAGAAUUCUCGAGAAAUCCAAUCUCAUACUCCAAUCGAAAGAGCAUGAAGCAAAAAAUAAAGGUCCUCUUCUAUACAGUGCUUAUUUAUUAAAAGGUCAAAAACAACAAAAGAAAUUCCACCAAGCAGAUAUUUGACGCCCGUCCUGUGUAUGAAAAAGAACAAGGCGGUCUCUCGCGCAGAUGAAAACAAUGAAUGACAUUUGGCUUUAGAUAUCAAGUUCUCAACGUACCCAGUGCUGGACAACUAUAAGUACACGUAUAUCGGUAAAAACAGCAUCUCAGUUGAACUCCGCGCUUCAAUAGACUACAGUGAAAUGAAGGGUACUGGAUUCAUUCUUAUCGCUACAUUAUCCUCCGUCGUAGUCCUCUCUCAAGGACAGGAGCUUGGGAAGUCCGAAUAUAUACCUAAAAAGGGAGGCAUCCAGGAAUCCUUCGUGAAGUGGCACAAUGUUUAUCGAAAAAAGCACGGGACUCCAGAACUCCAGUAUCAUAGUAGAUUAGGCGCCAUGGCAAAAGAGUGGGCCCAUCACAUUGCCAAUAACGACCUCAUUCAACACAGGCCUCAAACUGGGAGCAUGAGGUAUGGUGAAAACAUUUACUGGGACACCUACCUGCGUGGACAGCUCAAAAUAAGCCCGAAGGACGUGGUCACGUACUGGUACGAUGAAAUCAGUAUGUACGACUACAGUAAACCCCACUAUGAUUACCGUACGGCUCAUUUUACGCAAAUUGUUUGGAACGAAACUCAAUACGUAGGGUGCGGAUGGGCUCACGAUCUCGAAAUAAAAGGCCUGUUCGUCGUUUGUAACUACUGGAAGCAAGGAAAUAUGCAAGGGGAAUUUAGGGCGAACGUUUUUCGAAAAAUGUACUAAUUUCUGCUACACAAUCCACAAAAUACCAACCAUUCAUGUAGUGCAAUAAAGGCAUCGAGCCAUGCUUUGAUUGUGUACUCUCUUAUUUACACUGUAUCUAUCCUUCCGGGAACAUCUGCAUUAACGGUUGUAUUUUUUUUUUAUUUCGAGUGCGUUGAGGGAAAACCAAAGAAAACUCUGACCAACACCCAACAUACGCUUAUCAAUACCCAGAGCACUCUACUUGAAUAAGCCUAUUUAU
Ixodes scapularis (black-legged tick) is the source of this 1152-nucleotide messenger RNA. Its product is annotated as Golgi-associated plant pathogenesis-related protein 1-like. Bases 354 to 911 code for a protein of 185 amino acids. The transcript is spliced from 5 exons. The record is from RefSeq and is a predicted model, not a curated record. Lineage: Eukaryota; Metazoa; Arthropoda; Arachnida; Ixodida; Ixodidae.